This is a messenger RNA of Rhizopus microsporus ATCC 52813, 213 nucleotides long. RefSeq lists its product as uncharacterized. The transcript has a single exon. Gene Ontology annotation, molecular function: nucleic acid binding. The annotation marks the transcript as partial. NCBI's taxonomy places the organism in Eukaryota, Fungi, Mucoromycota, Mucoromycetes, Mucorales, Rhizopodaceae. The record is from RefSeq and is a predicted model, not a curated record.
CCAGAUUUGAAUCCUAUUGAGCACUUGUGGCAUCAUCUAAAGCUCAAACUUUCCAUGUAUGAUACCAAAGCUAAAGGGGUCCAUGAAUUGUGGGAAAGAGUAGAAAAGGAAUGGAAUUCUUUCACAAAAACCGAUUGUAGAAAGUACAUUGAUAGCAUGCCUGGCCGUAUUAAAGCAGUUAUUGAUGCCAAUGGUGGCUCAACCCGUUAUUAA